Pyricularia oryzae 70-15 is the source of this 1825-nucleotide messenger RNA. RefSeq lists its product as uncharacterized. The record is from RefSeq and is a predicted model, not a curated record. Bases 408 to 1607 code for a protein of 399 amino acids. The transcript is spliced from 2 exons. Gene Ontology annotation, molecular function: protein binding. Lineage: Eukaryota; Fungi; Ascomycota; Sordariomycetes; Magnaporthales; Pyriculariaceae.
GCAGACUGCAAGAUUUUAUUACUCAAGGCUACCUUGUCUUGCUUGAUUGUCUCUACCUUACCCACUACAACCUAAACCAGGUCGUCUCCGGGAAAGUCUUGAUUUACCCAUUUAUGCUUGAAAUCACUUCAGACACACGGUCGCACAUCGUUCUCUAGCAAUGUUGACGCCGCCCCAAUGGGAUACAUGCGCAACAGACGUCAUCUGCAUUUAGCCAGAAUGGCAGAAGCAGAUUAUCAUCUUGGCUUGUGCCAGAACACGGAGAGCCUCAUCCGUCGUGGCGAUCAUGUCCUAUACGGCCGAGGACCCGUGGCAUCUUUGUGUGCAAAUGAAUAUGGCAAGUUGACAACUUGACGGAGUUGUACUCAAACACAUCAUGAGAAUUUGUAUAAUCACCCACGGUCAAAAUGCAGCCCUCAAUAGCGUCAAUCUUGGCCUUCCUCAUCGUGUCUGCAAACGCAGAAUGUCAGAAGACGAGUCCUCUGGAUGCUGUGCAAGAGACAACAUGUGGCGUCCAUUUGUUUGAUCAAGACUCGAAAUGGCAGGGCCCUGAAAGCUGCUUGGGCGAAUACUGCAUCUACUGGAACAGUGAAUUCAACAAUGGAAUGGGCAUCGCCGCCGUGACCACCGCAGAACACGCUCAAUCAAUCGCCAAGUUUACCGAGGAGAUGCAGCUGCUACAAGAUGACCCGCCCUAUUUCAAGGCCGAUAUCCCAGGCAAGGGCAAGGGCGUCAUCGCGAAGCGCAAGAUUGCACUCGGAGAGACCAUCAUGAUCCUACCGCCGACCCUGCUCGUUAGUGACGCGGCAUAUCAGGCCUUUGGUGGUGCGAGAAAGGCCAAGGGGAAUGCACUGUACUCCAAAGCUUUGGAAAAGGUGUCUGCCACGGCGCGCGAGGAAUUCCAGGGGCUUCAUGGUCUCGACGCCGCGAUGAAGCUCGACAAGAACGGCUUCACCGUAUAUGUCGGCUACACCGAGGAAAGCCAACACCUAGGAGUUUAUGCCCAAGCAGCGGCCAUCAACCAUGACUGUCGACCAAGCAUCAAUUACCGUCUCAAUGACAUCACUCAAACCACUACUGCUGUUCGCGAGAUACAGCCCGGCGAAGAGCUCAGCGUCAGCUACGUGGAUCUCAUGCUUCCACACAAGCAGCGACGCCAGCGCCUGCGCGACUGGGGCUUUGACUGCAAGUGCAGUAAAUGCACCGCAUCUGCAGCCGCCAUCGCCCGCUCCGACGAAAAUCUCAGCAUGAUACAAUUCCUUGAGAGCGCACUGGACAGCCCCAACAGCACAGUAACAGGCGCUACAGGAGAACAGCUGGUUGCCCUGUACGAGGAGGAACGUCUGGACAUUUACCUCGGGCCUACUUAUACGCGCGCGGCGCUCAAUUAUGGGCUCUUUGGAGAAAAGGAAAAGGCGGUUGAGUACGCCAAAAAGGCUAUCGCAGCCCUCGAGCGGCAGUAUGGGCCAUAUGCGGCGGAUAUCCCGUCGAUGCAGGCAUUGCGGGAUGAGCCGGAGAAGCACUGGAGCUGGGGGUUGAGAAAGUUGCCGUCGCUCAAAAUCCCGAUUCCAGAUGACAUUCCGAAACCGCCCAUGAAGGAGUUGUAGAUGUAUGAGAUGAGGACAAGUCAGGCAGCCAAGUCGCAUCAGGCCAUUGGCGCUAGAACUCAUCAACACCACAACAGGCAGCAUUACAGGCGGAAGAUGGGAUAAAUGGAGCUUGUGUAAACUCUGACGCAAUAUUUACCAAUUAAGUAGGUUACCAAUUAACUAGGUACUCUUUAGCAGGCAACCGCCGGCCACAAAAGAUUUUGAUACAAGUAUAC